AUGUCGUCACUGGUCCCUGACAUUGCUGACGCACAGCCGGCACUCAGAGCCCAGACGCGCAAGGAUGUUCCCGUGCCCCCACAAGAUACACAGACGAGUUCCUGCAGGGUGACUCUGCCAGAUUUCAGCCAGCGGCAAACCCAGCGGCGGCAGGAACUCGGAGCGCUCCCUAACCUCGCGGGGCAGCGGGGACCCAGCGCCCUGGCCGCCUGGGCGCCCCGGCAGGGCGCGCGCCAGGUCCCAGGCCGGCGCGGGGCCCCAGGACCCGUAUCUUCUUCGUCUUGGGUAUCCUGCUGCCGGUCCCAGCUGCCUCAGCCACGACCACCGAGCAGGACCGAAUUCACCGCAAUUAGCCGCCCCUCUGGGAAGUGCAGCCCCUGGAAAGGGUUGUGUCCACCAGGAUCCCAUGUGUCAGAAGACAGUAGAGAUUGUACACCGUGCACAAAUGGAGCGGGUCACACAGUCAUUCAGACGCCUGCCCUGCUUGUUGACUUUGUAGGUUCCCUGUGCCUGUGGGGUCUUCUGAGCCUGCGGCGACGCUCGUCAUCCAUCGGCGUGCCCCCACCCUGGCCCCUGCAGUGUCCCCUUCCCCGAUCUCACAACGUGUUUGCCCUGCGGCCGGCCGAUGGGAUGGUUGAGGCCAGUCCCUGUACCCCCUGGAGUGACCUCAAGUGUGUCCACCAAGGAUCAGGUACCCAGGCCAGUGGGGAGGCCCCGGUUCCUGGAGAGCCAGUGACCGUGGGGCUACCCACUACUCCCUCUCGCUCCUCAGGCAAUCCAUGGCCGGUGAUCGGGAUUGUAGUAGGGGCUGUGGCUGUCCUGCUGCUGGGGCUGACUGUGUAUCUUUACCGGAGGCGCAUCCUUCAAGGUGAGGUGGGCGGGGAGGCGCUGACGCUCUCUGCCUCCCUCACUCCCCGCUUUGUUUCUCCCGACAGAAGGGCCCUCCCCUCCAACUCCCGAACCCCCUGGUCUUUCUGGUCUCGCUCUGAUCUUGUUCCUGUCAUCUCCCUCCAUCUCCCACCUCACCUGCACCUCACGAGGGCCGAGAUCACAUCAGUGCCCUCUUCUUGGGGUUGUGAAGUGGACGCCAACUGCAUGAACAGAGUCUUUUUCUGGCGCUCCUGUCCCCCAAGAGGACCUGAGGCUCUGGACAACGCCUACAACAAGACCCUGAACAACAGAGAGUCGUCGUCCACCCUGGUUUCUGAGCAGGAACUGGAAGGCCAGGAGCAGGCAGAGCCGACAGGUGUCAGCGCACAGUCCCCAGGGGAAGCAGAGCGUCUGCUGGGACCUGCAGGAGCUGAAGGGUCUCAGAUGAGAAGGAGGCUGCUGGUUCCAGCCAACGGUGCAGACCCCACUGAAAGGGCAGGUGUGGCAGUCCUGGGAUGUCCCUCGCAUGGUGGGCACACCCUGAGCGGGUUCCCUCCUCUGAGGACCUUUUCCCCCCUGUCUGUCUCACACCACAAGCUGUUCAUGCAGCACAUGAGCUUCAUGGACAGUGAGCUCCCUGUGUCCAGAGCUGGAGCCUCGGGCCCACAGGAUGCCCUGUGUGAAAUACCGGUGACCUGGCUCAACAGUACGGGGCGAGGUGCCUCAGUUAGCACCCUGCUGGAUGCCGUGGAAACCUGGGAGGGAAGGAGAAACACAAAGGAGACAAUUCAGGACCACCAGGUCCCAUGGUGUGCCCCUCCCUUUGCUGAAAGACGUAGGUGUUUCCUGCCUUCGCCGGCCCUUCAGUGCAGGACGCCCGCCCGUGCAUCUUUAGGUGGAGAUAGGAGCGAUACUUGGUCACGUUUCAGCAAACUGGUGCCUUUCUCAGAGGACUUCCCUAAGCGCCCAGUAAAGUGUCAUGUGUAUUCAUGUGUUCAUAUGUCUACUGUGUGUCUUGUACCAGAGGGAAUCUUCAUGGAGGCCUGAAAUGGUCUUCUUAUUGCUUUAUCCCCAGUACAAAACUUUUAAGUUUUACUUAAUGGGUGGGGAUCCUUUCAAGCUUCUCCCACUGGGAAGACUCCUUCUUUGAAGAGCUUGUUGGAAAUAUCAAAGAAUACGAGGAAG
Molecule: messenger RNA, 2055 nt
Organism: Equus quagga
Lineage: Eukaryota; Metazoa; Chordata; Mammalia; Perissodactyla; Equidae
Product: tumor necrosis factor receptor superfamily member 10A-like
Exons: 12
Coding region: 1-1917 (638 amino acids)
Biological process (GO): TRAIL-activated apoptotic signaling pathway; positive regulation of apoptotic process
Cellular component (GO): plasma membrane; cell surface
Source: RefSeq, a predicted model, not a curated record